AUGUCUCAAGAGAGUUUGAAUGAUUUGAUAGCUGCUGGUAAAGAACUAGGUUAUGUAGGAGAAGAUUUACAAAAGUAUGUUAGUGAACAGCAGACACUACAGCGGGAAGAGAGAGCAGCAGCCAGGCAGAUCGAGAAAGAAGAACGCGACUUCAAGUUAGAAAUGGAACGUAUGGUUCAGGAACUCAAAUUUAAGGAAAUGUCGGACAAUCUCGAACUAAGUAGGGCAGAAAUACGAAAUCAGGAAAGAGUGAGUGAUGGUUCAUUCAAGCCUGGUAUGCCCAAAAUCCCUCCAUUUGACGAGACAAAGGAUGAAAUAGAUAGCUUCUUACGGCGAUUCGAACGGUAUGCAUUGACUAUGAAAUGGGACAAAUCUAUGUGGGCAACUCCUUUGAGUGCUUUGUUGAAGGGCAGAGCUUUAGAUGUAUUUUCUUUAAUGCCCGUUCGUCAAGCAAGUGAUUAUGAUGGUCUCAAAGCGGCAUUGUUACGGAGAUAUGAUAUGACAGAGGAUGGGUUCAAACGAAAGUUUCGUGCAUGUCGCCCUGAGAUUGGUGAAAGCUUCUCUCAGUUCUCAGUAAGAUUAGCUUCAUAUUUAACACGCUGGAUAGAAAUGUCAAAAAUUUCUGAAACGUUUGAGGAUCUUUUUGAUUUGAUACUUAGAGAUCAGAUUUUGCAUGUUUGUAAUUAUGACUUGUUGGUGUUUCUAAAGCAGAAUGUUCCUCGGACAGCAGAAGAACUUUGUAGGCUCGCUGAUCAAUUUAAGGAAGCACGAAAUACAUCUGCUACAAAUUUGUGCUCAAAGGUAAUCAAGAAACCUAGUGAGGAAGGUAAGCCUAAGACACAUGAGAAGUCUAAGGAAGUUCAUAAACAGCCCCAAGCACAAAAAGAAAAGUCUAAGUAUGUCCCCUUCACAGAGAGGAAAUGUUACUUAUGUAACAAACAAGGUCAUAUUGCAUCACAAUGUCAUAGAUCUCGUGAAAAAGGUAAGAUGUCCAGUACAGUAGUUUCGGGUGCUGAUGAUUCGUCGAGAUACACUCCAGAACAUUGUAGCGCACUAAUUGUCAGUCAAAAUGCGUCGUCUUUGUACUCCCAGGUAAGUGACAAGAGCACAAUUUUAUCAUCUGCAUGCCACACGACUCAGAAGCCCAUGCCACUUUCAGCUGGCUAUGUUGAUGGCCAACCAGUGACCUUGUUGCGAGAUUCAGGGUGUCGAAAUAUUGUUGUCAGGAGAAGUUUAGUAAAAGAGGAGAAAUUAACAGGCAAGUAUGAAACUUGUAUUUUGGCGGAUAGUACGAAGAGAACAGUUCCGGUUGCAAAGGUUCAUAUUGAUACUCCCUACGUAACAGGUGAAUUCGAAGUAUGGUGUAUGGACAACCCAGUAUUUGAUUUGAUUAUAGGGGAGGUAAGCAAUGCUAGAAAACCUCAUGAACCAAAUCCCGAGUGGAAGCCAAAGAGUUUGCUAGUAGUUGAGACUCGACAACAACUCAAGGAUAAGAAGAAACCAUACAAACCUCUUAAGGUUCCAGAUAUUGUCAAAGAGGACAUAAAGCCUGAUGACCUGAAGUGCGAACAGCAGAAAGACGCAACUCUCGAAAAAGCACGAAAGUAUGCCCAAGAGGGUAGGACGUCAUGCGAAGGGAAGGUAAGGUGGUUUACAAAUAGAGGCUUAUUAUAUCGGGAGUAUAAGUCAUCCGAGAAAGACGGAGGGAAGACGUUUUCUCAACUAAUUGUCCCUUCAAAGUACCGAGAUACGGUCAUGAAGUUAGCACACGAAUCAAUCAUGUCAGGGCAUCUAGCUGUCAGCAGGACAACAGCCAGAAUUCAGUCAGAGUUCUACUGGCCAGGUAUCAAUUCAGAUAUUAGACGAUUUGUACAGUCCUGUGAUGUGUGUCAGAGAACGAUAUCAAAAGGUAAAGUCAGCAAAGUCCCUUUAGACAAGAUGCCAUUGAUAGAUGAGCCAUUCAAGAGGGUAGCUGUAGACAUUGUUGGCCCAUUACAUCCUCCAACGGACAAAGGUAAUCGUUUCAUACUAACACUAGUCGAUUAUGCCACAAGAUAUCCAGAAGCGAUUGCUUUGUCAGGAAUAGAUACGGAGCGUGUAGCUGAGGCUUUAUUGGAAAUGUUCUCCCGUAUUGGAAUUCCACAGGAGAUACUCACUGAUAUGGGUAGCCAAUUCACAUCAGGUCUAAUGAUGGAAGUUAGUAGGCUCAUUUCGAUGAAGCAACUUACAACUACGCCCUACCACCCGAUGUGCAAUGGUCUCGUAGAACGUUUUAAUGGCACACUUAAACAGAUGCUGAAGAGAAUGUGUUCGGAGCGACCAAAGGAUUGGGACAAAUAUUUACCCGCCAUUCUUUUCGCCUAUCGUGAGGUACCACAGGAAAGUUUGGGUUUCUCGCCAUUUGAGUUAGUUUAUGGUCGUACAAUUAGAGGACCCAUGGCAAUCUUGAAAGAACUCUGGACAAACGAUAUAAAGGAUCAAGAGGUAAAAUCUACUUAUCAGUACGUGUUUGAUCUCAGAGAUCGACUGGAGUCAACCUGUGAGUUAGCACAUCAGAAUCUUGAAAGGGCGUCAAGGAGACACAAGACAUAUUUUGACAAGAAAGCUAGAAUUUGCAAUAUGAAGCCAGGUGAGAGAGCUUUGGUACUUCUUCCAACAGAGAGUAAUAAGCUUCUUAUGCAAUGGAAAGGUCCGUACAAAAUAGUGAAAAAAGUGGGAAAUGUAGAUUACAUGUUGGAUGUGAAUGGAACUGUAAAGACUUACCAUGCAAAUUUGCUUAAGAAGUAUGUAGAUCGUGUAGAGCCAGAGGUAAGUUUUCUUAUGUCCAUUGUGACCUCAGAAGAAACUGACAAUUCAGAUUCCGAAGAUGAUCAGGAAGUAUAUGUUGAGGUAAGCAAUAGUGUAGAGAGUUACAAGGAUGUAGAUAUCAACAAUGAUCUUGAUGAGGAAGAAAUACAAACCCUGAAAGGACUCUUUAGGAGCUUCGGGGAUGUUUUCACUGAGAAGCCAGGGGAUACACAUAUGAUUCAACACGAUAUUCGUAUCACUACAGACAAACCUGUACGAGUAAGUCCAAGACGUAUCCCAUUUGCAAUGGAAGAAACCGUAAAGGAAGAGGUAAGCAAGAUGUUAGACAUGGGUGUUAUAGAGUUGUCAGACAGUCCAUAUUCCUCUCCAAUAGUCUUGGUAGUUAAGAAGGACAACACAUUUAGGUUCUGUGUUGAUUUUAGGAAACUUAAUAGUAUCACUGUGUUCGACGCAGAGCCUAUGCCAGAUGUAGAUGCUAUGUUUGCAAAAUUGUCGGGACACAAAUUCUUUUCCAGGCUAGAUCUGUCAAAAGGGUAUUGGCAAGUACCUCUUACACAAUCUUCCCGUUCUCUCACAGCUUUUCAAACUCCUUUGGGGCUAUUUCAGUUCACUAAAAUGCCAUUUGGGUUAGUUACAGCUCCUGCAACGUUUUGUCGCCUUAUGCGCGAAGUUCUCCAUAAUAUCACAAAUGUGGAUAAUUUUAUAGAUGAUAUUUUGGUAUACACUCAGACAUUUGAGCAGCAUGUCCAAGUACUCUCCGAGGUUUUGAGGCGACUUCGGGAAGCUAACCUUACAGCCAGACCAACGAAGUGCUCAGCCGGUUAUCGGAAGCUUGAGUGUUUAGGGCACAUAAUCGGAGACGUGCUCGUCGUACACAAUACGUCUAUGCUGAGCGUCUUGCUUGUCCAAGCUGUAGUCUCAAGAUACCUCUUGGUGGGAACUGUCAUCCGGGCUCCGGAAGCUGUCUGCCAAACAGGUCGUACUAGGGACGACUCCCCAGAUACUACACCCCCCCCCCCCCUGUUUUCUCUGAAGGACGGAGAAACGGGUCUAACCAGUAAUCAAGGUGGGCGCGACACGCCCCCUCGGAGAGACUUAUCCGAGAACGCCGGAACUGAGACCUCUACCCGGUGUGGAACAGGGAUACCCUGUGACCCACACCCCCUAAACUUCUGA
Molecule: messenger RNA, 3984 nt
Organism: Ostrea edulis (European flat oyster)
Lineage: Eukaryota; Metazoa; Mollusca; Bivalvia; Ostreida; Ostreidae
Exons: 2
Coding region: 1-3984 (1327 amino acids)
Biological process (GO): DNA integration
Molecular function (GO): zinc ion binding; nucleic acid binding
Source: RefSeq, a predicted model, not a curated record